Euleptes europaea (tarantolino) is the source of this 1386-nucleotide messenger RNA. RefSeq names its product C-C motif chemokine receptor 7 (gene CCR7). Gene Ontology annotation, molecular function: C-C motif chemokine 19 receptor activity; chemokine (C-C motif) ligand 21 binding; chemokine (C-C motif) ligand 19 binding. The record is from RefSeq and is a predicted model, not a curated record. Gene Ontology annotation, cellular component: membrane. Gene Ontology annotation, biological process: G protein-coupled receptor signaling pathway; inflammatory response; immune response. The transcript has 4 exons. Bases 1 to 1386 code for a protein of 461 amino acids. NCBI's taxonomy places the organism in Eukaryota, Metazoa, Chordata, Lepidosauria, Squamata, Sphaerodactylidae.
AUGUCCCGGCGUACCACCAGCAGCGCCCGGUCCAUAAUUGCCCCCGCCCAGUCCACAAUUGCCCCCGCCGGGGCCACUGGGACCUCCGCCACUGUGGCAGGAGAGGCGGCAGAUUGGAUGAUCCUACAGUUCGAUUCGCGGGCCAGAUCCAUACGAACCCUAAAUGACUUUAUGUGGGCACUGCGAAGACUAUUCGAGGAUCCCUUUCGGAGUGAGAAAGCUAAAACCGCCAUUCUUCAGUUGCGCCAAGAUAAACAGCUGAAGGUGGUCCUCAUUUUGAAUCUUCCUCUACUGUUCCAGGUUUGCACGGGCAACGAGUCUGUGACACCUGCAUACGAUGAUAAUGAAAACGACACCUCCACCGUGGAUUACAGUAAUUAUGAGCAGCCUUGCGUGAAAGAUGAGGUCCGGCAGUUCCGUGCCACUUUCCUUCCUGCUGUGUAUACCCUUGUGUGUGUCAUCGGGCUGGCCGGCAAUGUCCUGGUGAUGGUGACCUACAUCUACUUCAAGAGGCUGAAGACUAUGACCCAUACAUACCUGCUCAACCUUGCCUUGGCAGACAUCUUGUUCCUGUUGACUCUCCCUUUCUGGGCCACCAGUGCAGCCAAGUACUGGGUCUUUAAAGAGGUGGCCUGCAAGGCCAUCCAUUGUGUUGGCCGCAUGAGUUUCUUCAGUGGCAUGUUGCUUCUCCUGUCCAUCAGCAUAGAUAGGUAUUUUGCCAUUGUCCAGGCCCCCUCAGCCCACCGCCUGCGAUCCCAGAGGGUGUUGGCCAGCAAGGUCACUUGCGUCUUCAUUUGGGUAGUGGCUUUCAUCCUCUCUAUCCCCGAACUGAUUUACAGGGGCGUGUACAAGCCUGAUAGGCAGCUGCCCCGUUGCACCAUCAAAACAGACAACUUGCUGGCUUUCGACACCGGCAUCCGAGUGUCUCAGAUGGUCAUUGGCUUCUUGGUGCCUCUCCUGGUGAUGACCUUCUGCUAUUGCGUCAUCAUCAGGACCUUGCUGCAGGCCCGCAGCUUUGAGAAGAACCGAGCCAUUAAGGUCCUCAUCGCGGUUGUGAUCAUCUUCGUUGUCUUCCAGCUACCCUACAAUGGCGUCAUACUAGCCGAGACCAUCUCCGCCUUCAACACCACCAAUGGCGAAUGUGAAGCCAGCAAGAGGCUGGACGUGGCCAAUGAUGUGACCUAUAGCCUGGCCUGCUUUCGCUGCUGUCUUAACCCAUUCCUUUAUGCAUUCAUUGGCGUUAAAUUCCGCAAUGACCUCCUUCGUCUCCUCAAGGACCUGGGCUGUAUCAGCCAAGCACAGCUGUGGCGAUGGUCCACAUGCCGGGAAACCAAGCGAUUUUCCGUCGCUACAGAAACUGACACUACUACCACUUACUCCCCAUGA